UUAAAAAGAAUAAUAAAAGAAAACCUGAAGUGAUUAAUUAUCAGAAUAUAAACAAAAUAAAUAUUAUAAUGAAUCAGAGAUCAAGGUACGCGUUUCUAUUGCGGAGUGAAUAUUCGAUGUGGAAGUAAAUGGAUUAGUGAUAAAAUAGGUGAUUAUAACUGCUCUCUACUAGUUUUUCUAUAAAUAAAGUGAUUGUGUCAAUAGAAAUAUACACUCUGAUGCAUAUUUGCAAACAUGAAAGUAGAAGUAACAGAUGGGUUAUGCAGGAUUCAAUCUGUAGAUCGUGCUAGAAAAAUACCAAGUUUAAAUUACUUGUUUGAUAAAUCUACUAAAGUUUAUGAUCGUAUGAAAGGAGCUAAUACGUUUGUUAAUUGGGCAUUCGAUAUGGUGGAAAAUGUUGUAAAUACUGUUAUUGAGAAGUCAUUACCGGUCGCUAGAUUAAUGGAAAAGCCUAUUUAUACUUUGGAUAAGACCUUGUGUCUGGGUUUAGAUUUUAUGGAAUUUAAACUGCCUAUAAUCAAAGAAGAGCCUAAAGAGAUAUUAGAUAGGACCAAAUCGAUAGUCACAAAUCAUCUACGACCAGCUGUAAAAACAUUUUCCAAUCUUAAACACGAAACAAAACAAAAAGUUAGAAUCAUGAUUUUACUUACUUAUUAUAAAGCACAUUACUUACGUUUAUAUAGUUGGCAACAAGCAGACAGAGUCAUGUCCACUGAAACGGGAAUCAGUAUUCUAAAAACUGUGGAUAAUACGACACAUCUCGUAGAAUUAAUAUUAGAUAAGUACUUACCUGCAUCACAUGAAGAAAUUGAAGAGGACGCAGAAGAAUUAUGCAGUGAACAUGCCAAAUUACAUCAUACAAUGGAAAGACUUACCGAAUUUGGUAGUCGUACUAUUCGUCGUAUUUACCUUGCUUUAGUGGAACAUUCUCAACACAUGUAUAAAAUAGAGAUACUUAUAUUAAUAUUGUACGCUCUUAUUGUAAUUCAAACUAUGAAGGUGUUAGAAAUACUAUUUACUUUCAUAUUCAAAUUGUUUAGUAGUUAUGUAUACUUCUUUUUUCUAGGAUUUUUGCACAUAUUACAGUGGACUUAUUCGUAAUUUAAACAAAAUCACUUAUAUCAUAUAAUUAUAAGUAUUUUGUGUAAAAGCAUAUUUUACAUAGUCGACAAAAAUUUAAAUUGUGUUAAAUGAAAGAGCGUAAUUGAUUAUAGCUUUGCAAAUUAUUGUUUAUAUAAUAUGUUAAAAUGUUAUUUUCUUUUUAUUAU
Messenger RNA from Polistes dominula (European paper wasp), 1268 nucleotides. RefSeq names its product lipid storage droplets surface-binding protein 2. Gene Ontology annotation, biological process: positive regulation of triglyceride storage; lipid storage. The record is from RefSeq and is a predicted model, not a curated record. Gene Ontology annotation, cellular component: lipid droplet; cytosol. Lineage: Eukaryota; Metazoa; Arthropoda; Insecta; Hymenoptera; Vespidae.